CUCUCGUCUGUGCCCCCUCUCCCUCGCUUUCUCCACCUCCUCCCUCCUCUCUGCCCUCGUGAUCGCCCCCCUCCCCAGCUUCGUUCGGAAAAGCGCCGGCGGGUCGGGGGUAAGUAGUGCCGCCGCCGCCGCCUCGUCCCCGUCGCCCCAUCCUUGUCUCCAGUGCCGAAAUGGAUCUGAGCAGCUUCUCGCAGCAGGCACGGCGACUCGGCGAGCGAGCUAGCAGCUAGCUAGCGCCUCCCUCCACCCGCUGAUUCCUGGAUCGUUCCGUUUCCGUUGCAGUGCCCGCCUCCAUUCCGACGCUCACCGGCGGCUCUCGUCCACGUCCACCUGCGCCGCCUCCGCCGCCGCCGCCGGUGUCCAUAGUCAUCGUCAGGGAAAAAGGAGCAGAGCAAGUGGGGCGCUUUGCGGGAUUCUCUGGAACGCUCUGCCCCCAACCCCAAGCAGCAAGCAGGUGUUUCGAAGAUGCAGUCAUCUAUGAUGGCAUUCUUCCCCAACAUUGCUGCAGCAAAGCUGGAGCUGCAUUCCCUGUACAGGAAAUAUGCAGAUAUGUUUGGUACAUCAUCAAACAAUUCUACGGUUGGCAGCCACAUCACCCGCAACCUGUCGCACCUUCCUGUUCUGCUGAUAGACCGUACCUUUUUCAGUACUGGUACUGCAGUUCGGAGCAUUGCCAUCAGCUACGGAGCUCUUAUUCUCAGGUGGUUACUAAGCAAAACUUCUGCUGUACAGCGCACAUUGAUCUCCCGUGCUAUAAGAUCACUAUCUUGUUGGUGUGGCUCUUUGCCAUUCUUUGUCGGCAUUGAUGUUCUGAUGGCCAGGCUCUGUGAUUGCACUAUGAUCCACAACCAUCUUUAUGGCCGGCAAUUCAUCCUUGGAAAUAACCCCAACCCCCAGGGAGAGUCAGCAAUUGGUAUGGAGAAUAAUGAGCUGUGCAAUGGACAGCCCUUCUUGUCAAGUUUAUUCCUGCACAAGGGAGACUAUGUCCACCUAGCACUCCAAUUUAUAUGCUACCCUGCAAGUCUGAAGGUUGUAGAUGUGACCGAAAAGAAGCUCAGCUUCAACAGGCAGCGCAUACGCAAAGGUUAUUUCGCAAGUGCAUUUUGGAGGAUCGUGGCGAGGAACGAGCAAUACCUGGCAUACAUGAUGGUGCUGGUGACGCUGCAACUCUUCCUGCGGAUAACCAGAGUGAACGUUACCACUCUGUUCUUGCCGAUGCUAUCCCGAGCCACAAGUUCCAGGAGCAGCCCAGCAGUUAUUGGUAACAUUGUGCUCGUUUUGGUGAACUCCUGUGGCGUUCUUGGAUCUGCCCUUACAACAAAACAGUAUGGCAGGGAGGUGACCUUCACCAUGGGUACUGUUCUGAUGGUAUUUUGCCAGGUGGCAAUCCCAUUGGUCCUGGAGGUUCAGAUCGGAGUAGGCGGUGGAACUCGCAUGCCGACGGGUUACACGACGGCCAUGUUCGCACUUACUUGUGUUGUCUCCUGCGGCCUCAGCUGGUCGUGGGGAUCAUUCUUCUGGACCAUCCCUGGUAGGAAGGUUCACCCGGCUGGACGGGUUUUCACCAUGGUUCUGAACUUUGGCAUCUGCUUCGCCCAGAUGCAAUACUUCCUGCUGAUGCUGUGCAGGCUGAAGAACGCCAUCCUUGCAUACUAUGCAAUGUGGAUCUGGUCAUGAACUAAAUCAACUAAUGAUUGAAGAUAAGCUUAGAAAGAUGGCUAGAUGAGUGUGUGUCAACACAGUUACACAGGCUCUUUGAGAAGGUAGUUCGGUGGAUGUAAAUAUGAUGUUUUUGCUUUUUUUUUCUCUCUCUCUCUCUCUCGGUCCGGUAUGUACAGUUUUCUCGUUUUGGUGCUAUUUCUGUUGGAUU
This is a messenger RNA of Panicum virgatum (switchgrass), 1870 nucleotides long. RefSeq names its product sugar transport protein MST1-like. The transcript is spliced from 4 exons. Lineage: Eukaryota; Viridiplantae; Streptophyta; Magnoliopsida; Poales; Poaceae. The coding region runs from base 466 to 1677 and encodes 403 amino acids. The record is from RefSeq and is a predicted model, not a curated record. Gene Ontology annotation, molecular function: carbohydrate transmembrane transporter activity.